GCUGCCCCUACCCGGCUUACAGCUGUGGAGCGUCCCACAGUCAUCCGAAGCGCAGUCCACCGCCGCAGCACACCAGUUGUGAGCACGCCAGUGGUGACCCUGAAGGAGCCAGCAUCAGAAGCCGCAGCCGCAAACGUGACAGUGGCGACCACCAAGCCUUUGGAGGCAAGCAGUGUCCUGGCUUUGCCAACCCCAUGUCGCCAGGGAGGACGUGCCCGAAGCAAGGACAAGGAGGAAGUGCACGUGCAGCAGAGGCGACGCUGCUCCCGUUGCGGCUUCGAAGAACCUGCCAGCGGAG
Messenger RNA from Symbiodinium pilosum, 298 nucleotides. The record is from the annotation of a GenBank genome assembly. Lineage: Eukaryota; Dinophyceae; Suessiales; Symbiodiniaceae.